This is a messenger RNA of Neolamprologus brichardi, 8367 nucleotides long. RefSeq names its product sodium/potassium/calcium exchanger 3. The record is from RefSeq and is a predicted model, not a curated record. NCBI's taxonomy places the organism in Eukaryota, Metazoa, Chordata, Actinopteri, Cichliformes, Cichlidae. Gene Ontology annotation, cellular component: plasma membrane. Gene Ontology annotation, biological process: calcium ion transmembrane transport; intracellular calcium ion homeostasis. Gene Ontology annotation, molecular function: calcium channel activity; calcium, potassium:sodium antiporter activity.
GUGAAGGCACACAGGGCUCAGAGCAUGUCGCCUCCUGUUGCUGCAGCUCACUGUGGGAUCUGCUGUCGACCUUUCACACUGUACACAUGAAGGCAGAAAGCUUUUUUGCGCCUCUCCUCGCUAUGUGCGACCCGGACCUUUGGAUGAGUUUACCAGCAAAACGUCUCCUCUGAGCCUGGAGAGGGGAAAUUUAAAAAAAAAAACGGGUUUGUCGUUUGCGGGGAUUUUCUUUUUCUUUUUUUGACACAACUUGUCAGAGAAGUCGUUUUCUGCUCCUGCUACUGCUGGCGGUUUGUUCGGAGCUUCUUGCGGUGUAAAAGUGUGAAACAAGUAAAAGAGAGCAACAGAUGUUUCUGGUGGAUAUGCGGCCGGCUGAGGAAUGAAAGCUGCAGCGAGGCACCGGCGGCCCUUCCAGCGGUUCUGCUGCUGUGGAGUCGGGCUGGUCGCCGUCAUUUGGCUCGCGCAGGUCAUCCAGGCACCAGAGACAGAGUCUUUGGGGUUUCAGCCAGGCGUGAAUGGUGAGACGCUACAAUGGACACGAAGGUUAAUGCAGGAGAAGUCAGACAACCAGAGCCUGGAUCUGGAUCAGCCCCGAGCAGCCAUCCAUGAGUUUCCAGAGGACAUCUUCACCAAGGAGCAGAGGAAGAAUGGGGCCGUGUGUCUCCAUGCACUCUGUGCCAUCUACAUGUUCUACGCUCUGGCAAUUGUCUGUGAUGACUACUUUGUUCCUUCCCUUGAGAAAAUAUCUGAGAACCUUCAGCUCAGUGAAGAUGUAGCCGGGGCCACAUUUAUGGCUGCUGGAAGCUCAGCUCCAGAGCUUUUCACCUCUCUCAUUGGUGUCUUCAUCACUAAAGGGGACGUUGGCGUCGGCACAAUCGUGGGCUCAGCUGUCUUCAACAUCCUGGUCAUAAUUGGUUUGAGUGGAAUCUUUGCAGGCCAGACAGUGGUUCUGACAUGGUGGUCUCUCUUUAGAGAUUCCUCCUACUACAUCCUGUCAGUACUGACUCUCAUCAUGGUCAUCUAUGAUGCCACAGUCGUCUGGUGGGAGUCCUUACUGCUAAUGACGAUGUAUGGAAUCUACAUUAUCAUCAUGAAGUUCAACUCCCAGAUUUUUGUGUUUGUGACACGUCGGUUGAGGAGCAUCAGGCCGUGCUGCCUCCGAUCAGAAGAACGGCGAGACAACAAGUUGGGAGAAGACACCUCGGCGUGCAACACAUCGAUGGUGCUUCUCAACAAAGGCCAAGCCCAUGGUCAGGAGGCUUCUCCAGUCGUCAUGGUAGAUGAGCUUCUCAUCCUCAACCCUCACAAACUGUCAUUCUCAGAGGCCGGCCUGCGGAUUAUGAUCACCCCCCACUUCUCACCCCGCACCAGGCUCUCCAUGGCCGGACGCAUGCUCAUCAGUGAGAGACAGAGACUGCUCCGUAUUUCAAAAAAUCAACGGGACGUUGAGGCCGGACCCGGGUCAAGAGGGGGGUCCACCAGCAACAGUCUGAAGAGGACAGCCUCCUGCAGUCUGGAGAACGGAGGCAGGAGACCCGGGAUGGUCGACACAGAGUCAGGAGACAAGCCAGGGGCCGAGGUGGGCCAGCAAGAAGAAGAAGAUGACGAUGAAGAUGGGAUUUUCAGUCCAGUGCGCAUUCCAGAUGGCUGGUGUGCGCGGGUAAAGUGGGUGAUCACAUGGCCUCUGGGCCUAUUGCUCUACUGCACUGUGCCUAACUGCAUCCUGCCACGCUGGCACCGCUGGUUCAUGGUCACCUUUGUGGCCUCCACUUUAUGGAUCGCUGUCUUCUCCUACCUCAUGGUGUGGAUGGUCACCAUCAUCAGCUUCACACUAGACAUCCCAGACUACAUCAUGGGCAUAACCUUCCUGGCAGCAGGGACAAGCGUGCCUGACUGCAUGGCGAGUCUGAUUGUAGCUCGACAAGGCAUGGGGGACAUGGCAGUGUCCAACUCUGUAGGCAGCAAUAUCUUUGACAUCCUGCUGGGUUUGGGUUUCCCCUGGGCUUUGCGUACACUUGUGGUGGACCACGGAUCAACAAUAUCCAUAAAUAAUAAAGGACUUGUAUAUUCUGUCAUCCUGCUGCUGGCGUCUGUGUUUCUAACAGUGCUGAGUGUUCAUCUGAACCACUGGAGACUGGACCGUCGGCUGGGUCUGGGUCUAAUGUUUCUCUAUGCCAUCUUCCUGCUCUGCUCUAUCCUCUUUGGGCAGAUGUGAGGCGUACAGAUCAAAGGCCAACCCAACUCAGACACCAUGCUGAGUAUCUACCUUUCUACCACACGUCCUCCUUCCUGAAGCCAAAAAAAAGUGAAAAAAAGUGAAAAAAAGUGACGGCAUUGAUGUGUUCCUCUUGUUAAUUCCUCUGCAACUCAGUGGCACUUGUUAGGGUGAUACUGUACACAUGCAACUACACAAAAAGUUUUAGCUUUUUUUUUUUUUUUGUCCUUCUUGUACAGUGGAGUGUUUAAAAGCAGUCUUUCGGUAUUAAAUUGGGUGAUCUAGCAGAAAAUGUAGGAAUGUGGCAGAUGGAGGCAGCAGAUCUGUUGGGCCUUUAGUAAUAUUUAAAAAACAUGUAAUCUUUUAUGUAACUUAAAAGAUGUUGAAGUGCUGUUAUUGCACAGUAAUGUGGUUAUUUAAUGGCCAAUAUUUUGAUGAUGAUUGUACAGAGAACUGAGCUGAAUCUUUGUUUUUCUGUGUAAGUAUUACAGCAGCCACUCUGCUUUCCUUUCCUGCUAACGUGCUAUUAUAAAAGCUUUAUGGUCGGUGCUGGACUGAUGACUGGUUGUUCUGCUUUCAGGUGAUGGAUGAGGCUCAUGAUUAGGUCAUGUCGCAGCUAAAUUUGUCAGCUGUGGACUAAUUUGCUAAAUUGCUUUAAAAAACAUUUUAAAUUGGUUUGGAGAUGAGGUGCACCAAAGGCCUGUGUUCUGAAGCAAGUCCACCUUAAAAGGGAUGUUUUCUUAUCUGGCUUCAGUUAUCCUAACAUCAGAAAACCCAAUAAAUCUGACAAGGUUAACUCAGAAAAGUCAAGCCAGGGUUUGUUUGUUUUUUAAUUAGCAAUGACUGAGUUCAUGUGAGAGGGACUGUGUUUGCAGAUGACCAGUCGUAAACAUGGACAAUAGUAUUGACACUGUUGCCACAUGAUUUACAAAACUGUAAUAUUAAAAGAAAAAACAACCAAAUCAGAUAAGGUCAGACUUAAAGAAGUGCACGUGUGACAGAAAGACAACUUUGCUCAUUAAAACAUAAAAUGCUACAUGAGUAUAAGCCAUUUAUAGCUAAAUGCAAGAUACUCAAUCACUGCUCAAUCAUGAAGGUAGAAAGGGUCUACUACUACUCUGCGUUACUUUAAGGUGCUGGUUGCCUAAAAGAAAGUUCCUGUGGGGUUUAAGACAGUUUAAGUCCUUCAGUUGCAAACUAGUCAUUGUUACAUGUCUGAGAACAACAGUGGCUCAUCUCAGUGUAACACAAAGUCAUUUAAACUUCUGGUCUGUUGCUCUGUCCAGUUAGGAAUCACUGCGAAUACAUUUCACCUGCUUUGGUGCAAAUGAAAGUGACAACAAGAUGAUGACCCCCAAAGAGCAGCUCUCUCUCCUGACUGAUUUUUCUCUAGAUUCGCCUUUUGCCAACUUCUUGUAACAGUAGUUGCAGUUGCAUUCAAGGUUUACGGGUUGUCCAGCUUCAGCAGGAUGAGACAUCGUUUGGUGCUUUUGUAAGGAAGAAAGUGGGCUGUUACGUGAGAGAGAGCACUACAAAACUCAUCAAUCCUGCUGCAAGACUGCUGUCUUCUCCUGUAUACAAUGAGGAAGAAGAGUACUUCUAGAGCGCUGCAAAUGACCUCCAAUGGGUUACUCUUGCAUGUUUCUGACCAAGCUGUCUGAAACAGGCGGCCCUGGUCUCCUUUAGCGGGACCUGUUCUCACAGACCAAGGAACUAACAAGAACUAACAAGGAGUCUAGCAGAAAAGCGAAACUAGAAAAAACUAGAAAAAGCAAAUCUAAAAAAGCCGUCAUGGGGGGUAGCCAUUCAUCUCCACUGCACUUGUCACUUUCAUUUGCACCAAUGCAGAUUCACGGUGGUUUAUGUUUAUGACUCUGUGGCAUACUGGGACGAUUAAGUGUUUUAUUUUAUUUUCUCAAGCAGUGUAUGAAAAUAAUUCAGUCCAGUUAGUAGGCUUAGCUGACUUGCUAAUUUUACAUAAGGACAAUAAGUACAAAAGUUAGCUAUAGCUAUAUUAACAAUUAUAGAACAAUGAAAAGGUUUAGAUUUGUACAAGUUACUCCUGCUAAGAAGUGUAACUUCUUUACAAAGUGUAACUUUGUAACUAUCUUUUACAAAAAUAGUUAUCUUUGUAAAACUAAAAACUCAAGCCCUUAAUCCUGGAUUAUAGUCCAGGACUCUGAGUCAUGAAAUAUCCGUUCAUCUCUAAUUUGAAAUAAAAUUUAAAAAAAAAAACAACCAAAAACUCCAAUAUAACUUAUAGCAAAGUAUUAAUCUCUUAAGCUCUUAGUACAGUUUUUUAUGUCUGUAUGUAGUCUGAAAAUAAACUCAGAACUAAAUCUGUCAAGAUAACGCAGAGACGUAAAUACUUUUCUCUGAAAUAUAGAGGUGUAUAAGUGCAACUUGUCAAUGUGGAAAUGCUGACAAACUGCCAUUGAUCUGGAGUUUUGGUUGGUGCACUCUGAGGGCAUCUCUUCAAAAACUCUCUACUCUUAAUGAGACUCCUACAGGCACAUUGAAAGGGCCAACAACCAAUCACCUCCCCCCCAGCUGAUCCAGUCCAGCACCAACCAAGAUUUAUUGGAGAUACAUGUUAGCAACCCUAAGAGCAGAAAAAUCUGCAAAUCUUUCCCAUUUCUGCUGGAUAGAUUUCAGAUCGCACUGUUCUCCAUUCAUUUUAGAGCAAUAGUAAUAGAGCAAAUUUACAUGUUCUACUUUUUUCAUUUAUUUAGAUUUUCAGUGGUAAUUCAGCCAAGCUAAUUCAUGACAACAUCACUACCUAGCUGACUUCACCAUGGCAACAAGGACAAAUGGUUUCUGGGAGGGUUCGUUUUACUGACCUGUGUCUGAUACUGAAUCCACAUAUUUUCACGCAAGAAUUCAGUAUUUUAUUUAUUUUUUUAUUUCUGACUACAAAAAUCAAAGCGGCUGAGAAAGGUUUACACAGCUUGGAUGGAGGGCAAAAAUGAUGCAUCAACAGUAAAAAUCCUGCUCUGUAUACAGUACAGAAAAAUGUCUUUAUCAAACGGAAUAAGAUAUGUUUCUUUCCCCACAAUAAUCGGGAGAAAACCGGCCAUGGCGAUAGUGGGAAGGAAAAACUCCCUUUUAUUAGGGAGGAACCUCCAGCAGAACCUGGUUCAGGCGGCCAUCUGACCAGUGAGGGGUAAGGGGGAGGGACACAGAACAAUAAAGUCACUGUGGAAGAGAUGCAGAGAUUAAUAACUACUGAUUAAAUGCUGAGUGGUGUGUAAGCAGAUAGAGAAUGAAAAAAGGAAUAAAGACUCGGUGCAUCAUGGGAAGCCCCCCCAGCAGUAGUCGGGAUUAAAGACUCGGUCCAUCAUGGGAAGCCCCCCCAGAAGUCUAGGUGUAUUGAAUCAUAACUAAGGGAGGCUUCAGGGUCAUGUGAUCCUAUAUGCUUUAUCAAAAAAGGCCAUUUUUAGGCCUAAUGUUAAAAGUAGAGAAGGCGUCCAAACAUAAGCAGGCAAAUAAAAAAGAGGGAAACCACUGCAGUUUUGAAUCUUACCAAGAAAUAACUUUUCAAUCACAUCACAGGAGUUUCGCAUCAUAUUGACACAAUUUAAGCUGGUCAUUUCAAGUCAUUUUGUCCGUGCUGCGAAGAGAGUACGAAUAGAGAUUUUCAAAUAGCCUCGUAUUUUCUGAAUGUAGCUGACGUUUGUGUGAAAAUAUUUACAUGCAUUCAAAUGUAGCAGCUGGCACUGAGUUACAGCAGAGCACGUCAGACGAGAAAGUGGGUACUUUUUAGUCCUGCACCACAGGAAACCAUACAUGCGUCAGACUGUUUUUAAUACAGCCGAAAUGAAAUGCACAGUUUCACAAUAUUUUGACAAUUUUGCCUGAUUCUAAGCACGUGUUGCUGCAGCUUACUGUAAGUAAAAAGAGUAGCAGUAGUACUACGUUUUGUUUUGUUUUUUAUUUCGUUUUGAGGUCUUAUUACUAUGAAAUCUAAUAUAUAAAAAAAUAUCAGUGUCACAGAUUUUAAUGACUUUAUGUGCAGGUUACUAGUGAAACGUCACGUUUAGGUACGACUAUCGAUGUUUGUAUUUCUUGUACGUUUUAUGCGAUCGUGUCACUUUGGUGGAACAUUGUGCAGCAAAGCAGCCGAUCAGGAUAGACACAAAACAGCGCGCACACGCAGAGACGCGUCUGCUGUGUAUUUAUCGUGUCAAAAAUCGCGUUGUGUUAAACAAUAUAUACUCAGAUACACAGUGUAAUUGUUGGUUUCUGAUGGACAAACUGUUCUCUUUUAGAUUGUUGUGUGAAUUCAAUUCUUAAAUGUUCCAGCAAAGGGAUCCAGGUGAUUUUUUUUCUUCCUUCAAAUGGCUGUACAAUUAUUAUCUUUGUCUAUUCGACAAUACUUUUUACUGUUUUUAAAUGUUAAAUAAUUUACAUAGUUUUACAAUAAUGAAUGUCCUACAGAGACUAGUUUUGUGGUGUUUUUAAAUAUAUUUUUUAAAUACAUGAUGUAAAGUUAAUUGUGAGUUAUUGUAAUGGAAACAAACGCGCGCUCUGCCGGUGCGUUCAGUGACCUUUCUAAGGUGGUAAUCUUUUGUUUCAUGGCUGAUUCACUGACACGGCUGGACUUCACGUAAGAGAGCAAAGAAGACGACGCUCCUAUUUACAGGUUUAAAUUCAGUGAGAAUUUUGAAAUUUGUGAGCAGAAAACAGUGAAUUUCUUUUAUCUCUGCCAAGUUGUUUAGUUGGUUGUCUGCAGUGGAGGCAAAUGAAGCUUAUUUUUAAUUAACUUUAAUUGACUAUUAGACUUUUUACAUUGCCUUUUAACUAGUUAGGUGUGUGUGAUUUUGGAUGAUGACAUAGUUUUUGUAAUUAUGCCUCUGUACGCGACCACGUCUGUAGACUUCAGCCAGCCAUUGAUUGCAAAAGGGUUUUCAUCCAAGUAUUAAAAACAAACUUGAUGCUGUGCAAAUCAUUUUAAUAUUUAUAAAUACAACUGUAAAAACUCCGUUGAAUCAAAGCCUAAAAUCCGCAUUUUAAUCACAUCUAGACCGUUUUCACAGCACCACAGUGGAUUUUACAUCAGAGGUGAAAUUACAAAAAGUGUCAAUUAUCCAAAUGUUUAUGGGCUUAACUGUAUAUUUCAGAUCACAGCAACAGUCUUGCAUGUUAUCAAAGUCCGGUUUUAGAUUGAUUUGCUUUGAUAUUUUGUCAAAUUAAUGAGCAGGUUCCAAAGAUGGAGUGCAGUCAAGGUUCAGAGGUCUGUUUUUGUGCAACACUCACAAGGAAAGGGAAACGUUUACUCAACGCUGAAACUUUUUUUUUUUUUUUUUUAAAUAGAAAUUAAUCAUCAUAAUAAUUGCUGACAUAUUAAGCUGCUAUUGCAUAUUCAUUGGCCAACACUGGCCUUGUUCACUUUUGUUGGCAUAUCAGUAAAUAACAUGUCACUGGCCGACAUUAACGUUAGAAUUUUUGUGCAGUUCAAACUUUUAAAGUUAGUGUGUGAAGAGCCAUGAUGAAGAUCUUUGUUCUUUUCACACAGGAGGGACAAAUAUGUAACUAAAACUACAGAAACAGGUGAUAUUUAUAAGGGCAAUGAUUUGUUGCUUGUAAUGUUUUCCCAACUCAAUAUCUUAAUCCAUUAUUAUUAUUAUUAUUAUGAUAGAAAAAGGUAUAGGUAAGCCUUCAUCUUAAAGCCACUACAGGCAAACGGGGAUAAAAUGUUGGGUGAAAAUUUGCCUCAAAGUGGCCGCCCCCACAGUCUGAGUAUCACUAUACUUAAAGUUUAAUUGCCAAUAUGAGCACAGAAUAUCAGGUAAUGAUUGCAUUCAACUUUUUCCAUCAUCUCCAUCCUUCAUCCAUCAAAAUUUGUUGUUUUGCCAGCAGUUUACUUAAAGCAGUGUGACACCAGAGUCUUUUUUAACUCCACUGUAAGCUCCUGAUACACACCUCAUAAUAUGUAGCGUCAGAACAGCUCGACUUGCUGCAGUACUUGUUGUGGUUUCACCACAAAAAAGCAAAAUAAUAAAAAAAACAACAACAAUGUUCUGGUUAUUCUGCUGUGAUGUUGGAAAUAGAAGAUAUUUUAGGCUACAAAUUUACUGCUAUAGAGAUUGUAUUGGAUCAUAGAAGACUGUUCUUGUAUCUUGAGUGCAAUAAAAAAAAGAGUGCAAUAACAA